Callorhinchus milii (elephant shark) is the source of this 3183-nucleotide messenger RNA. Its product is annotated as leukemia inhibitory factor receptor-like. Bases 322 to 3183 code for a protein of 953 amino acids. The transcript is spliced from 20 exons. Gene Ontology annotation, cellular component: external side of plasma membrane. Gene Ontology annotation, biological process: cytokine-mediated signaling pathway. The record is from RefSeq and is a predicted model, not a curated record. Lineage: Eukaryota; Metazoa; Chordata; Chondrichthyes; Chimaeriformes; Callorhinchidae. Gene Ontology annotation, molecular function: cytokine receptor activity; protein binding.
AGAGAGUGUGAGAAUAGAGAGAGAGAGAGUGAGAAUAGAGAGAGAGAUGGUGUGAAAAUAAAGAGUGAGAAUAUAGUGAAAGAGAGAGAGAGUGUGAGAUUAGAGAAAAAAGAAGGAGAGAGUGUGAGAAUAGACAGAGAGAGAGGAGUGGAGCCGCAGUGAUUUGUCGGCGGAGAGGAAGAGGAAGAGGAGGAAGAGGAGGCUGUGUCCUGAGCUGCAAUUGAAUUCCAUGGUGAAGGAUUCUGUCGUUUAUUUCCUCUGGAACCGAUCGACAGCAACAACAACAAGUUGCAUUUAUAUAGCGCCUUUCAAGUCAGAAAGAUGUCCCAAAGCACUGGAACAACGACCGAGGGUGGAACAAUGAAGUUGUUUGUGUUUUUAGUACUUUUUUUAUUUGAGUCACAUUUGGCAAGUGGACAGAAUGGAGAUCCUCCAGAAGCACCUACUGAUCUACGUUGCCUAUCCCAGAGCCUCGCCACUAUCGUCUGUUCAUGGAACCCAAACACAAGCCUCGAUACUACCUACACUGUCUGCCAGGACAGUUCAAGAAAAUGCACCUCAGUGGGAAGAAACACCUCUGUUGAAUUACAGUUUUCUCUGUUCAAGACUUUGCAAAUAAGAAUCAUUGCUAAUAAUUCCCUGGGCACACAGGAGUCGGAUAUAUUUACAGUGAACGAAAGCAAUAUCGUGUUUCAGCCUCACACACCGCGUAUGGUCAGGGUGUUCAGAGAGGAAUCAGACCUGGAGCUGCUGGUGGAGUGGAGCGAUGGUGCUGAUAUGUACAGCUUUGAUUUAAAUCUCCUGUUCCAGAUCCAGGUCAUCCAAACACAGAGCCUGAAGGAGGUCGGGACAGGGAAUCGCAGUGUGACUCUGAACCCUGGACAUAACCGAAUACUGCAGUGGAGCUGGCUGACAGAGAUGCCGUUACAAUGCACGUCUCACUCUGUGAGAGUCCGCUGUAUCAGCAAUGAACCUCAGUACCUGUUUGCUGGGAUCAAAGCUUGGAGUGACUGGAGCCCGUGGUCAACAUUGGAUGGAGAGGAUGUGUCCAAUCAAACCAGUAACCAUAUCUACCCUAAAGACGCGAUCGUCCUGGAAGCAGGAACCAAUAUGACAUUUUGCUGCAUCGCUGGUGUGGGAAGUUUUGUUAAAAGACUCACUUAUCACAACUAUCUGAUACCACUGAUUAAACUGAGCAACAGGAGCACUGCCAUCGAAGUGAAGAAUCUGACAUUCCUCUUAGAAGCCGGAGGCAAUGUGUUUUGUGAGCUAUCUUCAGAUAUCACGGGAGCAGUUAUAUUUGUUGGAAGUCACCCCGACGUCCCACAGAAUCUGACCUGUGAAACACGGGACUUGAAGACUCUGAAUUGUACCUGGGACCCGGGAAGAUUUACGGGACUGACUGCAGAACGCAAUACAAUCUACACUCUCAGUCACGGAUCAACAUCUCUCACAUGUGAUAAAGCUUCGCAGACCUCAGCAUAUUACUGGUGUGCUUAUACACUCUCCAAUACAAGUCAAUAUAAUAUCUCACUGACUGCUGAAAACCCACUGGGGAAAACACAAGCCAGCAUCUCAGUCAAUGUCACCCGAGUAGUUCACCCCUUUGCUCCUGAUAAUCUAAGGCAAGGACUCGUCACUGCAGACACAAUCACUCUGUUGUGGUUGGACCCAGUGAAUUACAAAGGCAUUUGGCUGAUGUGUGAGAUUGUGAUCAGCGAAGAGGGGGGUAAAAGCACGUUGCUCAACUACUCGGUACGUGGAGAAUCGCCGUAUAAAAGCCACGUGGUACAGAUAGACCGAUUGCGAGCCAACACAUUGUACACCAUCAGAGCCCGCUACACGUCUCAGCACUUCUGGAAGUGGAGUGAAUGGAGUAACACAGUGACUGUGCGAACCCAGCAAGCUGCUCCAUCAGUGGGUGUGGACGUCUGGAGAGACAUUAGUGUGAAUGGUUCCAGACGGAUGGUCACGCUUUUCUGGAAGUCCCUGUCAGACGCUGAGGCUAAUGGGCCAAUCGAGUCCUACACAGUGACAUGGAAGAAGGUGGGAGAUGGUGCUGUGAGCAGUGAGGAGGCCGUGAGCACCAGCACAGAGCUGGAGCUGGACACAGCUGCCUACAGCGUCAGUGUGGUCGCCAGGAACAGUGCUGGACUCUCUCCUCGCUCCACUAUCACCAUCCCUCCUCACAGAGGUGAUGUAGAUGUGGAGGUGGAGAGAGUGACUGGUUCGGAAGGUGGAUUCAACUUAAGUUGGGAGAGCAGACACCACAGGAGCUGUGGCUACACUGUGCAGUGGUGCAGACCCCCUGACUGCCAGCCAGAGUGGCUCAAAUUACCCUCCAACCUCCGGCACGCCGUCAUCCGAUCAGAUGUCUUUAAACCUGGAGUGCGCUACAACUUCUCAGUGUAUGAGUGCAGGCCGGACGGUGAUUACUUACUGGAGGAACAGGUUGGCUACACAAAAGAACUAGCGCCCACUGAUGGGCCUGAGGUGACAGUGAGGGAGACGGCGGGGGAUUGGAUUUGGCUGCAGUGGGAGGACAUCCCCCAGGACAAGCUACGAGGGUUUAUUGAGGGAUUUAACAUCUAUUAUAUCAAGAGCAACGCCUCGUCCCCAGCCUGGCUCAGCCAGCCCGCAAAGACGAUACGAGCCUCGGAGAAGAAGAUCUUUAAGAUCAAUGGCCUGAAUCCUGGCACAACGUACAACAUCGCUGUGAGCGCCUUCACUGGAGGAGGGGAGGGUCCGGUCAAACUGACCAUGGUCACUACCCUGAACAGCCCCCUCACCCUGAUCCUGGGCAUCACUGUACCUCUCCUCCUGGCCCUAAUACUGGGACUGAUGCUCAGUGUCUUCUGCUAUCGCAAACAGGAAUGGAUCAAAGAGAGCUUUUAUCCUGACAUUCCCGACCCCAAUAACAGCAAAGUUCUGCAGGAUGGAAAUUUCUUUCAGGGAGUCUCCACCUGUAGUACGCUGGAGCCCAGGGACUGCAUCCCCAACGAGGUGCAGGUGGUGGAGGGCAGACAGCUGGCGAUGGAGGGCAGGAAGGGCAGCCUGUACGAGUCAAUCCCUGACGACACAUCCAACCAGGAGAGCCAGAGCCAAGGCGUGCUGUCCUACACCCACAGCGGGUAUCAACCGAUACCAACCUGCCCUCCAACACCUCGGGCCGCACAAACCUAG